CCAGUAGAAAAAAGGAAUGCUAAUUCUUAUAGACUGAUAAUGAAAAGUCAAAUUCAAUGAAGACAGCUCUUUGGCUAAUUCUUAUUUCUUACAGACUGAAUUAAAUUUUUACCUGGGUUUUCUUAGAUUUGGUUCUCUGGAUCAUUCUGUCAUAGAGGCUCUGAAAGCUUGCAUUCUACCGCAGCACUUUGGCUGUGAACUUUUGAAGCUUCUGGCAUCAUACAUAUCACUAUAUCUGGCAUGGAAGUGGUGGCUUCUAUUGUUGGUUCAGCAGUGGAAGCAACUGGUCGGCUUUUCUGUGGUUCUCUCUAUUCUAUGAUCAAGAGCACAGUCAAACUCCAAUCAGACCUUGAUGUUUUUGAUAAGGAGAUGAGAAGUCUUAUUGUUCUUAGAGAUGAUGUCAAAGAUCAAACAGAAUUAGCUGAGAAAGAAGGAAAAGUAAUAAGAGCUAAUGUUAUAGAGUGGCUAAGGGAGGUCGAUGAGCUUCAGCUGAAAGUCAAACCAAUUGAAGAAGGGAUGGUCAACGGCAGAAAUCUUUCUGGGUGUUCCUUUAAUUGUCGUAAGCGGUAUAGAGUAAGCAGAGAAGUAGCAGAAAUACUCCCAGAGAUAGAAAGGCUUCUUAAAGAUUCAAGUUUCAAUUCUGGUGUGUUUUAUCCAAGUAGAAAGCCCAGAGCAGUGGAACACAUUCCUGGACCUUCAAUUCAGGCUCAAACAACUGCAUCAAAGUCUUUAGAAAAAACUAUGAGUCAAUUGUAUAUAGAUGAAGUUCGGAGGAUUGGUAUUUGGGGGAUGGGAGGAAUAGGCAAGACUACUCUGGUAAAGAACUUGAACAAUGAGCUAAAGAGUGCUUCAGUGAAGUCUCUUGGCAUUGUCAUUUGGGUUACAGUUUCCAAGAAUUUGGACCUUAAAAAAGUCCAGACACAAAUAGCAGAGAGAUUGAAUUUGGAGGCAAAAGUGGAAGAAACAUUGCAGGGAAUGGCUACUCGACUUUAUCAAAGACUUGAGAAGGAGGAAAAGUUUCUUCUUAUUCUAGAUGAUGUUUGGGAGAAAAUUGAUUUGGACAUUUUGGGAGUACCGCAGCCUGAAGUUCAUAAAGGUUGUAAGAUCAUAUUAACAUCUCGAUUUAUGGAAGUUUGUAGGGAAAUGAUGACAAAUGUUGAAGUUAAAAUGGAAGUUUUAAAUUAUGAAGAAGCUUGGCAACUGUUCAGUCAAAUUGCAGGGGAUGUGGUUGGUUUGGAACAAGUUAGACCAUUUGCAGAAGAAAUUGUUAGAGAAUGUAGUGGAUUGCCUUUGGCCAUUAUCACCAUGGGAACUGCUAUGAGGGGUAAGAAAAUGAUCAAGUUGUGGAAGCAUGCGUUAAAUGAGUUGCGCAGGUCAGUGCCUUGUAUGGGAGGCGUUGAGGUUAAGCUAUACAUGCCUUUGAAGUGGAGUUACGACUCAUUAGAAGGUAAUAACAUAAAACCUUGUUUUUUAUAUUGUGCUUUGUUUCCGGAGGACUUCUCAAUUGAAAUAAAUGAACUAGUACGUUACUGGGUAGCAGAAGGUUUGAUAGAUGAACAAGACUAUGAGGAUUCAGUCAAUAGAGGCAUUGCUUUGAUUGAAAAUCUGAAGGACUCUUGUUUGUUGGAAGAUGGUUCCCGUGACGGCACAGUGAAGAUGCAUGACGUUGUUCGUGAUGUUGCAAUAUGGAUUGCAUCGUCAUCUGAGGAAGGAUGUAAAUCCCUUGUUCGUUCAGGGAUUGGCUUGAGUGAGAUUUCAGUUGGAGAGUUUUCAAGUUCUCUCCGAAGAGUUUCUUUCAUAGAUAACAAAAUAACAAGGCUACCUGAUCGUGUGAUACAGUGUUCAAAGGCCUCAACUUUGCUACUGCAAGGUAAUCUUCUCCUUGACACAGUUCCUGAAAGUUUUCUGCAAGGAUUUGAAGCUCUCAGAGUCCUGAAUAUUAGUGGAUCCCGCAUCCAGUCUUUGCCGAGUUCUGUACUUCAACUCGGUGACCUCCAUGCUCUUCUUUUAAGGGAUUGCUUCUAUCUUGAACAAUUACCCUCACUAGGAGAGCUUAGUAGGCUUCAAGUGCUUGAUCUCUGUGCUACCCGAAUUAGAGAAUUACCAAGAGGGAUGGAAAACUUGAACAACUUAAGGCAAUUAGAUUUAUCUCGCACUCACUACCUAAAAACCAUUCAAGCUGGAAUAAUAUCCAGGUUGUCUUGUUUAGAGGUUCUGGGUAUGACUCUCAGUGCUUACCAUUUGAGUGUGAAGGGAGAGGUGGAAGAGGAACAAACAUCUUUUGAAGAGCUCGGAUGCCUUGAGCGAUUGCUCAUCUUAUCCAUCAGAUUGGAUAGGAUUCCAUGUCUCAGUUCUGAAAAUGUUACCGGGAUAAAUAAAUUGAGAAGAUUUCAAUUUUUCAUUGGCCCAACAGCAAACUCCUUACCAACUAGACAUGACAAAAGGAGGGUGACUAUCAGUGGUCUAAAUCUCUCAGGAGAAUGGAUCGGGUGGUUGUUGGGUAAUGCAAGCUCUCUGGUCUUGAAAAAUUGCUUGGGAUUGAAUGAGAUGCUUGAAGACUUGGUCAUUAAUCGUGUUGGGUGCUUUGUUUGUUUAAAAUCACUUACUAUUGCAAGCUCUAACAGCAGUUUACGGCCUGGAGGAGGAUGCGCUGCCCACUCUGACCUAUUACCAAAUUUAGAAGAGCUUCAUUUGCAAGAUAUGACCUACCUAGAAAGCAUUUCAGAACUAGUUGGCCAUCUUGGGCUGAGAUUUCAGAAACUAAAAUUAAUAGAAGUGACCCGAUGUUCCCAGAUGAAAUAUCUUAUUUCUUGUGGUCACUUCAUUCUCACCCUGCCAAACCUAGAAGUAAUCAAGGUAAGCUUCUGUGACAAGUUAGAUGAGCUCUUUAGUUAUCAUUCAAGGCAGAAAAUGUAUCCAGAUCCUGUUGCUCCAAGCCUACGGAUAUUGGAAUUGAAGAAUCUUCCCAAAUUAAGAACUAUUUGCAGACACAAAGAGACAUGGCCGUGUCUUGAGCAGGUUAAUGUGAUCAAGUGCAAUCUUCUUAGGAAGCCGCCUUUUACUAACCAAAGUGCAGAUAUUAUGAAGGAAAUAAGAGGAGAAUCACAAUGCUGGAGCACACUGGACUUGCAUGAUGAUAGAAUCAAAUCAAGUCUGCAACCUUACUUUCAUCCAGCUGAGGACGAGAGCAAUGCAUCUCAGAACCUCUGGAAGUGAACUGGGACAGAUAGAGGAGCAACAGGUUGAAGGAAAUCUGUGUAGUCUGUUAUAAAUUGCCUGAAAUUCUAGAGAAUCCCACAUUGGAGAGUAGAACAUUAAAGAGGUCUUAUCCUAUGUAAGAGUUUGGGUUUAAUGAUUUUUAGGAAUGUGAGAGAGAUAUAGUCAAACAUUUGUAAUUAAGAUGCAUAUUUUUUACUUGCUGAGCAGCUUGUUGAAAUCACUACUUACCUACCCUCAACUCCAUUGCUGAGUACCACAUUUUCAACUUCCCUUUCCCUCAGUCCUUUUUCCUUUAUUUCUCAAAGAUGAUUCAUACAGAUCAUUUAUC
Molecule: messenger RNA, 3547 nt
Organism: Quercus lobata
Lineage: Eukaryota; Viridiplantae; Streptophyta; Magnoliopsida; Fagales; Fagaceae
Product: disease resistance protein At4g27190-like
Exons: 1
Coding region: 241-3216 (991 amino acids)
Molecular function (GO): ADP binding
Source: RefSeq, a predicted model, not a curated record